UAUCAAAAGCGCACACAUCAUCAAAACUGGUGCCCGUAUGUGGUAAUGGCUUUUGCGACUUGCGUCCACUCCACCGCCCUCACUCACACACUCGUCCCCUUUCUCCACCGCGGGCCGCCUCUCGGGCACUCUACCUUUUGCCGUCUCUACCGCUUCAAUUCGCCCGGUUUCUUUACUUUAUCCUCGAACAGCUUUAAACAUCUGGUUCCGCCGGUUUUUGCGCAGGCUCGGCGAAGCUUUUCUUCCAUGGCUAAAGAAGAAGCAGUAGCCUCCCCGGCUGAAUUGCAAUUUGAGGGGCGGCUUGAAAUAGUUCAGUAUCCAGACCCAGUACUGAGAGCCAAAAACAAGCGGAUAAACACGUUUGAUGAGAGCCUGAAAAAGCUUGUAGACGUUAUGUUUGAUGUAAUGUACAGAACUGAUGGCAUUGGGCUCUCAGCACCCCAAGUUGGGAUUAAUGUUCAGCUUAUGGUGUUUAAUUCAGUUGGUGAGCGUGAUGAGGGAGAGGAGAUUGUUCUCGUCAAUCCACGCAUCAGCAGAUAUUCAAGAAAGAUAGUGCCUUAUAAUGAGGGUUGUUUAUCCUUUCCUGGGAUUUAUGCUGAUGUUGAGAGACCAGAUUCAUUAAAGGUUGAUGCACAGGAUAUUACUGGUGCAAGGUUUGAAGUUAACUUGACUGGACUUCCUGCACGGGUGUUUCAGCAUGAAUAUGAUCAUCUGCAGGGAAUCCUUUUCUUUGAUCGAAUGAGUGAUGAAGUUCUUGAAACUAUUCGUACAGAGUUACAGGGCCUGGAAAAGAAAUAUGAGAUGAGGACCGGAAAGCCAAGUCCAGAAAAGAUUGAUGCACGCAGGAGGAGCAAGAAAGCUGUCGGGUUUGGGAAGUCAUGAUUUUUACAAAUAUAGAAAUCUACGCUCCUCCGUCGAAUGUAUAAGCAACACACUACCCUCUUUACCUUUCGUGAUUCAACUUUUGGAUGCUCUAUUCUAUAGUUAUAUUUGGUUUCUACUCUA
This is a messenger RNA of Sesamum indicum (sesame), 1005 nucleotides long. RefSeq names its product peptide deformylase 1B (gene PDF1B). NCBI's taxonomy places the organism in Eukaryota, Viridiplantae, Streptophyta, Magnoliopsida, Lamiales, Pedaliaceae. The record is from RefSeq and is a predicted model, not a curated record. Gene Ontology annotation, biological process: peptidyl-methionine modification. Gene Ontology annotation, molecular function: peptide deformylase activity. Gene Ontology annotation, cellular component: chloroplast.